Messenger RNA from Pollicipes pollicipes, 797 nucleotides. RefSeq names its product popeye domain-containing protein 3. Gene Ontology annotation, cellular component: sarcolemma. Gene Ontology annotation, molecular function: cAMP binding. Gene Ontology annotation, biological process: striated muscle cell differentiation; regulation of membrane potential; heart development. The transcript is spliced from 6 exons. Bases 1 to 576 code for a protein of 191 amino acids. The record is from RefSeq and is a predicted model, not a curated record. Lineage: Eukaryota; Metazoa; Arthropoda; Thecostraca; Pollicipedomorpha; Pollicipedidae.
AUGCUCAACUGCUGGGAGACGGUGGAGUUAGUGUGGCAAGAUCUGCUGGAGGUGCUGUGUGACGGCAUCCACCUGCACUACGUCAUUCCCAACCAGUUUAUCGACUCCCCGGAGUGGGAGUCGGAGCGGGUGUUCGGCGGCCCGACCAACGCCGGCCUCGUCUCCAGCGUCAGUCCGCGGCUCGACCCGGACGACGUGUACCAGGUUUCUAUUACUGCUGUGGAGGACUCGACGUACCUGACGUGGAGUUCAACGUCGCUCUUGCUUAUCAUGAAGAAUAAUUGUUUUCUUAAUGCUGUGAUACGCAACCUCGUUGGUAAAGACAUCUCGCAGAAGCUGUACCGGGUCACCGAGCGGAUGGGCGGCGGCCGGCACAAGGAGGACGGCGGCUGCCGCUCGGGCGGCCCCUUCAGCCCGCUGGCGCUCCGCUCACAGAGCGUGGACCGCGUGCACACCGGCACCAAGGGUCUGGUGCGCUCCCAGGUGUGGCUGGGCGGCGGCAGCAGGCGCAGCUCGCACGGCGUCGGCAUCGAGACGGCCGUGGCCCCGGCGCACCGUCCCUACCAUUUCCAUUGAGCCUCGUGACCACACCGCCGGUGGGUGCUCUCCGACAGUUGGCUCGCCAAACCGGGUCCGAGAACUAAGAGCAAUGCACGGCCACUCAUCCAUGGGCCGGAGCCGCCCAGCGCCAUCCGCCUCAUACAGAAGUAUAUCACUCACCCCAGAGAUGGCAGCACGCACGCACCGUCUGGUUCGCCCAGACGUCGAUCGCAGCAGGUCACCGAAGCUGGAGAGAA